This is a messenger RNA of Zalophus californianus (California sea lion), 2165 nucleotides long. RefSeq names its product leucine-rich repeat-containing protein 49-like. The record is from RefSeq and is a predicted model, not a curated record. Gene Ontology annotation, molecular function: protein binding. NCBI's taxonomy places the organism in Eukaryota, Metazoa, Chordata, Mammalia, Carnivora, Otariidae.
AUGAUUCCUGGGAAGUACCGCUCUGUUUCUGGCCGGGCUGAGAACAACAUUGAAUUCAAGCUAAAUAAAGAAACACCAUCAUUCUCUGGUUGACUCUUGCAACAUGAUCUUGAAAGAAACUACUCAAGUAGGCAAGGUGAUCAUAUUCAUCUGGCGAGCUCAUCAAUGCCAUCAUUUCCCAUUCUGCAGCGUUCUUCUGAAGAGAAAAUUCUUUACUCAGACAGGUUGAUCCUAGGAAGGCAAAAGCUGACUGUAUGUCCUAUCAUUGAUGGCGAAGAACACCUUCGUUUGUUGAACUUCCAACACAAUUUUAUAACUCGGAUCCAAAAUAUUUCUAAUCUACAGAGGCUAAUAUUCUUGGAUUUAUAUGAUAACCAAAUUGAAGAAAUCAGUGGGCUUUCUACUCUGAGAUCCCUCCAUGCCCUUCUGCUGGGGAAAAACAGAAUCAAGCAAAUUUCAAAUCUGGAGAACCUCAAAAGCUUAGAUGUCUUGGACCUUCAUGGAAAUCAGAUUACCAAAAUCAAAAAUGUCAGUCAUUUGUGUGAUUUGAGAGUUUUAAAUCUUGCUAGGAACCUUUUAAGUCACGUUGAUAAUCUUAAUGGGCUGGAUUCACUAACUGAACUUAACCUGCGACACAAUCAGAUCACUUUUGUGAGAGAUGUGGACAAUUUCCCCUGCCUCCAACGUCUGUUUCUCAGCUUCAACAAUAUCUCUACUUUUGAAAGUGUUUGCUGCCUUGCUGACUCUUCUUCUCUCUCAGACAUCACUUUUGAUGGCAAUCCAAUAGCUCAAGAGUCAUGGUACAAACACACUAUCCUUCAGAAUAUGAUGCAGCUGCGCCAGCUGGACAUGAAGAGAGUCACGGAAGAAGAAAAGCGUAUGGCAUCUGUUGUAGCCAAAAAGGAGGAAGAGAAGAAAUGGGAAAGUCAUAAACAGUCCUUGCUUAAGGAGAAGAAAAGAUUAACGAUUAACAACAUAGCUUGAAAGUGGGCCUUGCAACAGCAUCGAAUACCCAAUAUUGCUCCAAAUCAAGAUAGAAAAUUUUCUGACUCUUCUCAAGACGCUUCUCAGCUCCACGGAAGCACUGUCUCUGCAUUUCCAGAGGAAACAGGGUCUCUGGACUCAGGACUCACCAAUGCUUUACAGGGUUUAUCUGUCACAGAUACACACCUUGUUGAAGUGGAUGGGGACACACUUUCCCUGUAUGGCUCAGGAGCACUGGAAUCUCUAGAUCGGAAUUGGAGUGUUCAAACAGCAGGAAUGGUGACAACAGUGUCCUUCACUUUCAUAGAAUUUGAUGAAAUCGUCCAAGUGCUUCCCAAAUUGAAGAUUAAAUUUCCUAAUUCUCUGCACCUUAAAUUCAAGGAAACAAAUCUUGUAAUGCUGCAGCAGUUUAAUGCACUAGCUCAACUCCGCCGUGUCGACCAGUUGACAAUUGAUCCUCAAGGAAAUCCAGUUGUCAAUUUUACACUCUGGAAAUACUAUGUACUGUUUAGGCUGAGCCAUUUUAGUAUGCAGACAAUAAAUGGGACAGAGGUGACGCAGAAUGACAUGAUAAUGGCUGAAAGUCUCUUUGGAAUCUUAGCACAUGUCGCAUCUUCCGAGUUACCCCAGUACCGUAUGAUUUCAAUUCUGGGUGAUGCCAGAAAGAAGCAAUUCCGGUAUCUGCUAGAAACCAAAGGAAAAAAACCUGGUCUUGUCAAUGAAGAAAACAACGAUAGCAAAAGACUUGUAGGAGAAAACACAAACCGUGCUAUGCUAAAUUAUACCACGAGAGACUUUUAUAACGAAAGGCUAGAGGAAAUAAAGGAAAAAAAGAAAUUCUGCAAGAUGUAUAUGGAGGACCUUGUGAAGGAAGCCACGGAAAUCAACAUGAAAAACGAGGCUCUGCAGAAGCUUUGGCCGCCGAUGUUCAUUGAGCUUGUUAGGGACGCAGUCAUAGAAAUCCGCAAUAAAAAUUCCUACAUGAAGCUUUGCCUACAGCAGAUAACUGACCAAAAAUAGAAAUGGCUUUUAGUUACAGUUGAUUUUAGCAGUUUUGUGUUUUUGAAGGUUGAAAACAAGUAGGUUAAACAUGUUGAAACAACACUAUCCUACAAACUAGAAAGCCUAGCAUCAAAGCACUAUUGCCUACUGUUCCCGUAGUUAAAGGUGAGGAAGGAAGG